AUGUCCGAUGGAUCAAACACCGCUGGUGACUCGACUAUGUACAUCCUUGGUAUACCCGACUCUGCAUUGGUCCCAAUCGACGAUGAGACUUAUCCAAGUAUAUACUGGAAAUCGUUCCAAAGCGGGGAUGAAUUCUGGUUGACAGCCGCGAUCGAUGUACCUUCAUGUUCAAUUAUUUCCACUGGCACUGGUCCGCCUACGGUUUAUGCACAACUCGAGAGCUCACAGGAAGCAUUUCUUUAUGAUCCCCGGGUGAUCCUACAAGAGAAUACUUUGGAUAAUCCCAUCCUAGAUGGUGGGAGGUCCUUGGUUCUUGAGACGAACUGUAUAGCCAAUUGUGCCAAUGCUCCGCGAACCUUCUUGAACGAAGAUCAUUGUGUACUUUCGACUGCCGAAACGGCAUGCCAAGCGAGCGAGGUUCUUGAAAUUGAAAUUGAAUUGUCAGAAGAAUUCAUCAAGGUGUCAAAUGAGAUUACCGGUCGAUAUAUCUAUGCUGUGGACAACUUGCCCAUCAACGAUGAAUCAUAUCGAGAUACCGAUAACCAGCUACAGUAUUACAAUGAACCCCCUCGUAAUCCUUCCCGUUGGAUGCUGGUCGACGCAAGCAUCUGCCAAAACCCAAACUAUAGAACUGUUGGAUUGCGAACACAGACUGUCUUCGGUAAUCUGCUUCAGCGUUCAUCUAGUUCCGCGGACUCUUGGUUGGAAGAUGUACUGUUCUUUCGCGGUCUCUUCUGUGACGAGGAUGAUAACGAUAAGCGAUCCUUGGGACUCAUUCGAGACGGCGACGGUCAUUGUUGGCAACAUGUCAAUUGA
This is a messenger RNA of Cylindrotheca closterium, 816 nucleotides long. Lineage: Eukaryota; Bacillariophyta; Bacillariophyceae; Bacillariales; Bacillariaceae. The record is from the annotation of a GenBank genome assembly.